CCGGCUGCUUGGCAAACCACCGAAUCACACUGCAAGUGUACCUCUACUGUCAGAUGGUCGCUCUCAGUGUGGUCCAAAAUUUUAUACGAACCAUCAAUCGCCUUCACCACCAAAUCAACUAUCACGACUUUGCGGCCGCCCGAAUUUCCGACGAACCGCCCAUUUGUCUUGACUGCCAAAUCUAGCACAACAACAGUUGACCCCCUGACAUCCAUAACAGACUUUUUCCACUUCGAUUGAUUUUUGAGAUCUCGUCAAGAUGGGUGUCGCUAAACGGACAAGAAAAUUCGCUACGGUCAAGCGCAUGAUCGGCAAGAACGAUGAGCGCCGCAAGACCGAGGUCCAGAAGAAGCAAGAGUUGGAGUUGCAAAAGAAGAAGGAGGCCGCCGUCCGAGAGAUCCCCCAGAUGCCUUCGUCCAUGUUCUUUCAGCACAACGAGGCCCUUGUGCCUCCCUACAACGUCCUCGUCGAUACCAACUUCCUCUCCCGAACCGUCGGCGCCAAGCUCCCCCUCAUGGAGUCCGCCAUGGACUGCCUCUUUGCUUCGGUCAACAUCAUCAUUACAUCUUGCGUCAUGGCCGAGUUGGAGAAGCUCGGUCCCAAGUACCGCGUUGCGCUGAUGAUUGCCCGUGACGAGCGGUGGACUCGUCUGACUUGCGAUCACAAGGGAACGUACGCCGAUGACUGCAUUGUCGAGCGUAUCCAGAAGCACAGGAUAUAUAUCGUUGCUACCAACGAUAGAGACUUGAAGAGGAGAAUCCGCAAGGUUCCUGGUGUGCCCAUCAUGUCUUGCGGCAAGGGCAAGUACGCCAUCGAGAGACUCCCUGGUGCUCCUGCCUCGUAAGGUGGUGGUCGAUCGACUAGGGGCAGGCAUCGAAACUGCGCAGCUGCCACCACAACGCUUCGUCAUGUAUCAACUUGGUGUUCAAGUGCGGGACUACAAGCGUCAAGAGGGAAACUAAUCACGGCACACACACGACGCCGGAUAGUACUUACCAAUACGUGAGGGAAAGCAGCGUCUCUGGCACAUGCCAUUUGUCAAAUCCAGGCCAUUGAUGGUCAGUCAGUAUUCACAGUAGCUAGCCUAGAGUGGCUGCAGGGAGGGACGAUAACAGGAUGUUGUCAGUUGGUUCGAUUGAUACGCGUACUAUCAACCCAAACAACAUUCCCAUCUACCGGCGGGCGACUGUUGCAUCGGCCGAGAUGGAUGGAGAUCUCGGGUUAGAGCGGAAAGCAUCAAAAAGCGGACAGAAGGAAAGAAAGAAGGAAGAAGGGUUACCGGCAAAAAAACUGAAGGGAUACCAUACCACAUCGCAUUCUUGGUUAUAGAGGUUUCACACACAUAGGGUUUUACAUUCUCGCUCGGCGUUAAUUAAUGAUUUGAUUUGAUUUCAAAACAUCAAAGUUUGAU
Messenger RNA from Neurospora crassa OR74A, 1411 nucleotides. RefSeq names its product DUF652 domain-containing protein. Bases 260 to 844 code for a protein of 194 amino acids. The transcript has 3 exons. NCBI's taxonomy places the organism in Eukaryota, Fungi, Ascomycota, Sordariomycetes, Sordariales, Sordariaceae. Gene Ontology annotation, cellular component: small-subunit processome; nucleolus. The record is from RefSeq and is a predicted model, not a curated record.